Messenger RNA from Drosophila ficusphila, 3063 nucleotides. Its product is annotated as aminopeptidase N. Gene Ontology annotation, molecular function: peptide binding; zinc ion binding; metalloaminopeptidase activity. Gene Ontology annotation, cellular component: cytoplasm. The coding region runs from base 71 to 2995 and encodes 974 amino acids. The record is from RefSeq and is a predicted model, not a curated record. The transcript is spliced from 6 exons. Gene Ontology annotation, biological process: proteolysis; peptide catabolic process. Lineage: Eukaryota; Metazoa; Arthropoda; Insecta; Diptera; Drosophilidae.
GCUCAGUCGAGUUGCGGUUGCCAGGGCGCGAGAUACAGUUUUCGAUCCGGUUCGCGUUCCCCGUAUCACCAUGAACACGCCGUUGUCUGGAGCGGCGGCGGUCUUGGGUGCCCUGCUGCUGACCCUGGCCCUGGUGGCCAGCGGAUCCCUGCCCCAGAGGACGCGCUCUCUGCGCCUGCCCAACGACACCUACCCGCUCUUCUACCAGCUGCACAUAUCCAGCGAUAUUCACAAGGGCACGCUGCUCUUCAGCGGAAACGCCACCAUUGACGUCGCCAUCCGGCGCUCGACGAACGAGAUAGUGCUGCACGCCAAGAACCUGUCCGACAUCCAGGUGACCGUCCACCAGCUGACCGACGGAGCAGAGGAGCUUGUCGACGACCUCACCCACACGCUCCACCCCAAGGAGUCCUUCCUUGUCAUCCAUCCGCGCGAGAAUUACCAGGCCUUCGAGGCGGGCCAGCGUUACCGCCUGGAGAUUCUCUACACGGCGAUCAUGGGAUCCCGUCCCAUGGGGCUUUACUACAUGGAUUAUCCAUCUGCGAAUGACGGAGAAAACAACCGCACCGUGUACAUAGCCGCCACGCAAUCGGAGCCGACAUGUGGACGUCUAAUCUUUCCCUGCUACGAUGAACCCGGCUUCAAGUCAAAUUUUAGCAUUAAAAUAACACAUGGCAGCAGCCAUUCGGCCAUAUCGAAUAUGCCAGUCAGGGAAAUACUUUCCCACGGGGAUUUGAAAACCACCUCGUUUCACACAACCCCGCCAAUUUCCACCUACCUCGUGGCAUUUGUCAUCUCCGAUUUCGAGAGCAUCUCCGAGACAUAUCGGGGGGUCACUCAAAGUGUCUACUCCUCGCCAACUUCCCAGGAGAAGGGCCAGAAUGCCCUGAAGAACGCAGUGAGAACUAUAGCAGCCUUCGAGGAUUACUUCGGGAUCAACUAUCCCCUGCCGAAACUGGAUCACGUGGCGCUGAAGAAGAACCACGGGGCAGCCAUGGAGAACUGGGGCCUGAUCACCUACAAGGACGUCAACUUGUUUCAGAACGGUACGACGAGCUCAAUGCAUCCAAUGUGGGACAAGAUCACCCAGAACCACGAGAUCGCCCACCAGUGGUUCGGCAACUUGGUUUCGCCCGAAUGGUGGACGUACACGUGGAUGAACGAGGGAUUCGCCACCUACUUCAGCUAUGUGAUCACCGAUUUGCUCUACCCGGAGAUGAAAUUCAUGGACAUUUUUAUGGUCGCAGAGGCCGAUAGUGCUUAUACUUACAACAGCUUCUUCGAGGUGCGGCCGAUGUCCUCCUACGUGGAGAGUGAGAAGGACAUCAUGGGCGUGUUCGACCUAAUUUCCUACAAGAGGGCCGCCUGCGUGAUCAAGAUGUUCCACCACGCCUUCCGCCAGAAGCUAUUCGUGCGGGGCAUCAGCCGCUUCCUGGAGAAAUAUCGUUACAGCACGGCCAACGAGCUGAAGCUCUUCGACGCCCUGCAAUCGGAGAUCCUGGAGGACGAGUACUUCGCCCACCAGCCGUGGGCUGCCCGGAUCAGGGAGAUAAUGCUCUCGUGGACGCACAGCGAGGGGAUGCCCAUUGUGACGGUCACUCGGAACUACGAGAACAACACAAUAUCCUUCAGCCAGCAGUCCGUCCACUUCAAGGAGGAACUCUGGUGGAUCCCACUCAACUUUGCCACUGCCAAAUCACCGACUUUCGAGGACACCCAAGCGAAUAUAUUCAUGCCACCGCAGACGCACUUUUCCGUGGCUCUGGAGGAUCUGAAUAUCCAGCUGGGGGGAAAGGAUUGGCUUAUAGUGAACAAACAGCAGACGGGCUUCUUCCAAGUGCACUACGAUACGGAUAACUUGAUGGCCAUCGCCCGGCAGCUUCAGGCCAACCACUCGGUUAUUCAUCCCGCGAAUCGAGCUGCGUUCUUCCGGGAUCUGAAGCCCCUGAUCGAGCACAAUGAAAUCGAGCAGGUGCAAGUGGUGUUCGAGAUGCUCAAGUACAUGGAGUUCGAGGAGGAUAUUCUCACGUGGACCCAGGUGGCGGAUUCCAUCGAGUGCUUGACCCGAAACCUGUUUGGAACCUCCUCGCAGAAGCUUUUUAGCGAGUUCGUGCGCCGCCUGGUCAGACCGAUUUUCAAACGUGUUUACGGGGAAGAGUCCAUGAACACUCACUUGGAUCCUAGCAAGGGAAUCCUUGAAAUGGCUUGUCAGGCAGAUCUGCCGGAGUGUCUAGAGUACGCACGUCAUCUGGCCAAGGAAUUCUUCAUCAAUAAGAUAAACCUGCCCCCCGAAACCGAGUACUUUGCCGCCUUCGAUACCACUUUGUGCCUUGGAAUGCGAUACCUGAGCGACCAGGACUUCCACAGGAUAAUCGAUAUGAUGAAGGAAGCGGAUCGGGAAUCGGUGUUCUUUGAAGACGUGGUCUACUCACUCCGCUGCACGCAGAGCCAUCGUCACCUGUUGAUCUACCUGGAAACCCUGGUGGGGGAUAGGUCCAGGCUCCUUAACCUCACCGAUCCCGAGGCCAUGAUGUAUCUCUUUGCCUUCAAGUCCAACCCGGCAUCCCGACCCGUCAUCUGGCAGUACAUCGAUCGCAACUACAGGCUGCUCUGCCAGGUGGCAAACUUUGUGGAUAACUUCAACCAGAUCGCCGAGUUCGUGCCCAGACAUCAGAGGCCGCAAUUUGUGAGAUUGCGACAGGCCAUUCAUAGCCACAUGGAACUGGAGGGUUUGGAAACGAGACACAAACUGAUCGAUUCCGAUUCGCCGCUGGUGGGAAAGAAGGUCAGAGUCAGCGAAGCUUUCCAGGACAAGUUCGAGCAGCAGAUCCACGAUUGGCUGCUGGCGGAGGUUCCCCAGAUGACGAGCAGAAGUGACGCUCUUUUGGCCGCCUCCCUCAGUGCGGCCAAUGGAUCCAGUCGGCCACAGGGAAUCCUGAAGGACGCCACUCGGGUGGUGCGGAGUGCGUUACGAAUAAUAGAUAUGUAUAGGUGAUCGCCACUGUUUCUACGAGAGACUAUAUGAGUACAAGUUUAAAACAAAUAAAUUAAUUCCUACAAACA